AAAACAUAAAAGGGACGCCAAUUUGUGAGAGCAAGAUUUGUGGCACUGCAAAAAGAUUCACAGCAAUUAUAACACACAAUGAUGCUUGCCAUGCCGCUCACAAAGGCCUUCGUGUCAACGAAGAAGUUGUUGGGUGUCCUUGUAUUCAUAUCUGUCUGUUUGGCCUUUCAAGGGCUUGCAGUUGUGCUGUUCAAUAGUCGGGUUCACCAAAAUGAAGACCAUGUCUUGAACCGACCGGUGCGGAUUCCAGACAACUUUCAUGUUGAAAAGGCCAAGAGUCUUUCUUAUGUGAUGCAGCUGAAAAGUACACGGCGAACCCUCAAGUUUUUCCACAUUCCCAAAGCAGCAGGAACAGCCAUUGAGCACGUGGGUGGAGCACAAAUGAAUCUACCCUGGGGGAGCUGUCUCUUCAAGCAUUAUCCCAAGCGAACCAUCUGCACAUACCCACCAAGCAAUUUCGAGUGGCCUCGCAAUUAUGGAUGGUGGCACUUACCUGCACAAUUGUUUCCAAUGGGAGGAUCCAAUCCGUAUGAAGGGGCCGAGUUGUUUGCAAUAAUAAGAGAUCCUUUCGAUAGACUGGUCAGCGAGUUCUAUUACAUUUGUCAACUAAGAGUGUUUGAAUGGCGACCAGAUCAGUGCAACAGAAAUAGACUUUUUGAGAAAGAUUACAUGAAUGAAUGGCUUCAAAACAAGCUGUCACACAAGGACUUCGACAAAGCAAAGACGUAUCUGCAGGACAAUGGCCACUUCACUCCUCAAUACAACUUUUUGGUGACAAAGAAUCAAGUUCGCAUGGUAGACUAUGUAAUGAGCAUGGAUGAACUACCAACACAGUUCGCGGGCUUGAUGGAUGCUUAUUCAUUGAGGAUUAAAAUGGCAAAGAAGAAGAUUAACGCAGCCAGAAACUCAACAACGCACUUGGAACCGAAAGAUUUGGAUUCUGUUACCGUCAAAUCAAUCCAGAAAGUCUUCCGGCAUGACUUUGAUUUGAGCCCUCUCUUUGAGAGGAAUCCAUGGAAAAAGACGGCUUGAUGAUGCAGUUGUUGCUAGGAAGACCAAAUUUCUAGCCAUCCCAAUCAACACUCUGCUUGUACAGAGGAUCACGCAUGGCAGUGGCACUCCCAAUGAACAACGCAGUUUCAUUGAAGUAAUGGUCGGCAUACUACUGGUACCGUAUACGCAUACUCAAAACUCUUAUUCCGUGUUGUUCCAACUAGGCCAACUGAAACAUUUUGUGAUAAUUUUUAAACAUUCUGUUCUCUUCCAGCAGGCGCCGCACGGUCUUUUCGCACAGAACUUGCUUUUUCAGCCGUCUAUAGUAGUUAUCUAGGAUACUAGUAGUCUAGUUUAGACAGAGAAUUGCACAUUGAUUCCCAGGU
Molecule: messenger RNA, 1379 nt
Organism: Seminavis robusta
Lineage: Eukaryota; Bacillariophyta; Bacillariophyceae; Naviculales; Naviculaceae
Source: the annotation of a GenBank genome assembly